Molecule: messenger RNA, 246 nt
Organism: Penicillium subrubescens
Lineage: Eukaryota; Fungi; Ascomycota; Eurotiomycetes; Eurotiales; Aspergillaceae
Exons: 1
Coding region: 1-246 (81 amino acids)
Source: RefSeq, a predicted model, not a curated record
AUGAGCACACCCCAGACACACCCCAGACACACCCCAGACACACCCCAGACACACCCUCAGCACACCCUCAGCACACCCUCAGCACACCCUCAGCACACCCUCAGCACACCCUCAGCACACCCUCAGCACACCCUCAGCACACCCCGAGCACACCCCGAGCACACCCCGAGCACACCCCGAGCACACCCUGAGCACACCCUGAGCAUUUCGAGGAAAAAUAUUCUCUCAUGGCCGUACAUGAAAUAG